Carassius carassius (crucian carp) is the source of this 1154-nucleotide messenger RNA. It is a transcript of the gene slc25a44b, whose product is annotated as solute carrier family 25 member 44b. Bases 192 to 1136 code for a protein of 314 amino acids. The record is from RefSeq and is a predicted model, not a curated record. The transcript is spliced from 4 exons. Lineage: Eukaryota; Metazoa; Chordata; Actinopteri; Cypriniformes; Cyprinidae. Gene Ontology annotation, biological process: branched-chain amino acid catabolic process. Gene Ontology annotation, cellular component: mitochondrion. Gene Ontology annotation, molecular function: branched-chain amino acid transmembrane transporter activity.
UUAUUAUUAUUAAUAUAAUUAAAGGGAUAAUUCACUCAAAAAAAGAAAUAACAUAAAUUCAAUCAUGAUUUACUCACCUUCACGUUGGUCCAAACCAACUUUUGUGUUCCACGCAAGCGAGAAAGUUCAACAGGUACACUUUCAACAGGAGGGUGGCUUGAGACUAAUGCGGGGCACUACAGCCUGGAAACAUGCAGCAGAAGCGCAACAUUCAGAUCAUAGAAUGGGAGGACUUGGACAAACGCAAGUUCUACUCCUUCGGGAUCUUCAUGACCAUGGCCAUCCGCGCCACGGUCUACCCGGCCACGCUGAUCCGCACCAGGCUGCAGGUUCAGAAGGGGAAGUCUCUCUACACCGGGACCUACGAUGCCUUCCGAAAGAUUCUGAGAGCUGAGGGUCUGAGAGGACUUUACAGGGGCUUCAUGGUGACCACAUUCACGCUCAUAUCAGGGCAGGCAUACAUAACCUCCUACGAACUGGUAAGGAAAUAUGUCUCCAACUAUUCUAAAGACAAUACGCUGAAGUCAUUAGUUGCGGGAGGCUCGGCCUCACUGGUGGCCCAGAGCAUUACCGUUCCCAUAGACGUCAUAUCACAGCAGCUCAUGAUGCAGGGCCAAGGGGAACAUCUGACCCGCUUUAAACUCAAACCCACAAUGGAAGCAACGCACACUGUAUUUUUCGGCCAGACGAGAGACAUCAUUGGGCAGAUAUUUGCUGCGGAUGGCAUACGUGGCUUUUAUCGAGGAUAUGUGGCAUCUCUCCUCACAUACAUCCCCAACAGUGCCGUUUGGUGGCCAUUUUACCACUUCUAUGCAGAGCAGUUGUCUAAGAUGGCUCCCAGUAACUGUCCUCAUCUCGUGCUGCAGGCAGUGGCUGGACCUCUGGCAGCUGCCACUGCCUCCACUGUCACCAACCCCAUGGAUAUCGUCAGGGCCCGGGUUCAGGUGGAGGGCAGGACGUCAGUCACUGAGACCUUCAACCAGCUGAUCAGAGAGGAGGGAUUCUGGGGGAUGACCAAAGGCCUCUCUGCUCGCAUCAUAGCCUCAGCGCCCACAGCAAUAGUCAUGGUAGUCGGUUAUGAAACUCUGAAAAAGCUCAGCUUACGCCCAGAGCUGGUUGACUCGCGACACUGGUAAAAAAAAAAAAAAAAGAAA